Molecule: messenger RNA, 1995 nt
Organism: Epinephelus moara (kelp grouper)
Lineage: Eukaryota; Metazoa; Chordata; Actinopteri; Perciformes; Serranidae
Product: cysteine protease atg4da-like
Exons: 11
Coding region: 188-1579 (463 amino acids)
Molecular function (GO): protein-phosphatidylethanolamide deconjugating activity
Source: RefSeq, a predicted model, not a curated record
AAGUGUCCCGCUGCUCCGUCCGUUGAGCAGCGAGCGGAGAUUAUUUGACACAAACCAAAGGAAAACAGCUGAGCAGCUUCAGACAUGUUCACCUAAUGACGUGUUUUUAAUUAAAGACGAGAGGACGAUGAACGAGUGAAGGCUGCUAUGGAGAUAAGGAGCAGUUCCUCUGGUCUUGGUCACCGUCAUGAAUCCUAACCGCUCCUCAUCUCGCCGUGAGGGUCAGUCUCCUGCAGAUGACCUGAUGGACGACUGGCUCCUCCUCUCCUCUGACUCUGUUGUGCCCCAGGGCUUGGAAGUCAGGAGGGACGACCCGGAGACAGAGGACAGGGGACAGUUCAAGUCCAGGUUGAUCUCAGCAUGGAACAGCGUCAAAUAUGGCUGGUCGUUGAAGCAGAAAUCCAAAUUCAAGAAGAGCUCUCCUGUCGUCAUGUUUGGACAAAACUACGAGCUCAAGGAUCACGGGGACAGAGAGCGUUUCCGUCGUUCCUUCGCGUCACUCCUGUGGUUGACGUACAGACGGGGUUUCCCUACUCUGGCAGGCGGCUCUCUGACCACCGACAGCGGCUGGGGUUGUAUUUUACGGACGGGGCAGAUGCUGCUGGCACGAGGCCUGCUCCUGCACCUGAUGCCACCAGGUUGGACCUGGUCUGUGAGCCAGCGUGCGGUCAAAGACGACAUGGACCUGCUGGUGAGUUGCUCCACAGACAGUGCAGAGCAUGGACAGGAUGUGAAGGAGGGCCCCGUUAAGAGGAGUCGAAAACUGAGCCUGGGUUCCCUCCUGGACAGACCCAUGGAGGCCACACACAGGAGGGUGGUAUCGUGGUUUGCAGACCGUCCCGGAGCUCCGUUUGGGAUCCACCAGCUGGUGGAGUUGGGCAAAAGCUCAGGGAAGAAGGCCGGGGACUGGUACGGACCUUCCAUUGCGGCUCAUAUCCUCCGGAAAGCCGUGGCAGCGUCAGUGGACCUUCCUAAUCUAGUGGUGUAUGUUGCACAGGAUUGCACCGUCUACUUGGAGGACGUGAAGAGGUUGUGUGAGCGUCCUCGCCCUCACUCCUGGAAGUCCGUCAUCAUCCUGGUUCCUGUGCGACUCGGAGGACAAGAUCUCAAUCCGUCCUACAUCACCUGUGUCAAAGAACUCUUGACGUUGCCGUGCUGCAUCGGGAUCAUUGGAGGCAAACCCAAGCACUCUUUGUUCUUCGUCGGCUUCCAGGAUGACAACCUGCUGUACUUGGACCCUCACUACUGUCAGCCCACGGUGGAUACAGCAAAGGAGAACUUUCCCUUGGAGUCGUUUCACUGUAAAUAUCCCAGGAAGAUGGCUUUCUCCCGCAUGGACCCCAGCUGCACCAUCGGUUUCUACGCUAAAGGCCAGAAGGACUUUGAGUCACUGUGUGCAGCUGUUAAUCAGGCUCUCUCCACGUCUACAGGGACGUACCCCAUGUUCAUAUUUGCAGAAGGAAGAAGUCAGGAGGAAGAAACCAGCGCACCCACAAACAACGUCACCUACAUCAGGAGGAAGGGUGAGCCGAGGAGAGUCGACACCAGCAACAGCCUGGACGAGUUUGUUCUGUUAUGAGUGGUAGAUCAGAUCUGCCUCGAGGUGCCGACAGUGAUCAAACAUUAAACUUUAUGUUUCACUGUGUGGCCUCUACUGAGCGUCCUCGUUAACCUCAAGGGAAUAAUGAAGCAGCCAGACAUCAACAAUGACACUACUAUGAUUUUAUUACUGUUUUGUGCUUAACUGUAUUUUUAUUUAUUGUUUUAAAAGAAAAUUUAAUUUUUAUCGUUCAGUUGAAGGACUUUUAAGAAUGAAGAAUUUUUAGUUAGUAUCUGAGGUCGUGUUCUUUUUCUACUCAAUCUGUUUAAAAUAAAAUAGAAUAAUAAUAGUGAGUGGCGAAACUUGAGGCGAGUGUUACUAUGAGCUGCACAGUCAGUCUCUCAGUGUGUGAUGUCAUGUGACAGGAUGUUCUGCCUUUGAAUGGAUUAGAAAAA